Molecule: messenger RNA, 1563 nt
Organism: Lycium ferocissimum
Lineage: Eukaryota; Viridiplantae; Streptophyta; Magnoliopsida; Solanales; Solanaceae
Product: KIN17-like protein
Exons: 1
Coding region: 53-1255 (400 amino acids)
Biological process (GO): DNA replication; DNA damage response
Cellular component (GO): nucleus
Molecular function (GO): double-stranded DNA binding
Source: RefSeq, a predicted model, not a curated record
UUGUUAGGAAGUCCACCUAUUUGAACUUCAUCCAUCUCAAUCCCAAGUUCAAAUGGGGAAAAACGAUUUCUUGACCCCAAAGGCAAUUGCCAACCGAAUAAAAGCAAAGGGCCUGCAGAAGCUACGAUGGUACUGCCAGAUGUGUCAGAAGCAAUGUCGAGAUGAAAAUGGAUUCAAGUGCCACUGCAUGAGUGAGUCCCAUCAACGACAAAUGGAAAUCUUUGGUCAAAACCCUAAUCGCAUUGUCGGUGGCUAUUCUGAGGAAUUUGAGAGCCAAUUCCUUGAGCAUAUGAAGCGCAGUCACCGCUUCAGUCGUAUUGCUGCAACUGUCGUGUACAAUGAGUAUAUUGCUGAUCGCCAUCACGUCCAUAUGAAUUCCACUGAAUGGGCAACAUUAACUGAGUUUGUGAAGUACUUGGGAAAAACAGGAAAGUGUAAGGUUGAAGAGACACCGAAAGGGUGGUUUAUUACCUAUAUUGAUCGAGACUCCGAGACUCUCUUCAAAGAAAAAAUGAAAAACAAGAGAAUUAAGGCAGACCUAGCAGAUGAAGAGAAGCAGGAAAGGGAGAUUAAGAAGCAAAGAGAGCGUGCAGAGCAGUUGAUGGGUGGAGGAAAUAUGGAUGGUACUGAGCAGCAGUUGGAGCUGCAACCGAAACCCUUGGAGAAAUCGGAGACUGAUCAGAAGAUAAAGUUAACAUUGGGCUCGACUUCAAAACCUGUCGUGAAAGAGAGAGCAGAAAGCUCAAAGUUUGUGUUUGAUGAGAUAGAUAAUGAGAAGAGGGAAAAAGGUAACAAGGACGGUGAAAAAGCUGGUAAGAAUGUUAAAGGUGGAGGUAAAUCAGUGUUGGAUGAGUUAAUGCGAGAGGAAGAGCAAGCCAAGGAGCGGAGUAAUAGGAAAGAUUACUGGUUAUGCGAGGGGAUAAUUGUGAAGGUAAUGAGCAAGGCUUUGGCUGACAAGGGUUACUAUAAGCAAAAGGGUGUUAUUCGUAAGGUUAUUGAUAAGUAUGUUGGGGAGAUUGAGAUGCUUGAAAAUAAACAUGUUUUAAGGGUUGAUCAAGAAGAGCUUGAGACUGUAAUUCCCCAAAUUGGAGGUCUUGUGAGGAUUGUUAAUGGUGCAUACCGUGGAUCAAAUGCAAGACUGUUAGCAAUUGAUACAGAUAACUUUUGUGCUAAAGUGCAAAUUGAGAGGGGAAUAUAUGAAGGGAAGAUUCUCAAGGCAAUAGAUUACGAAGACAUAUCCAAAUUGGCUCAAUAGCAGGGAUAAAGGAUGCCAAAGGACUAGUAUUGGUCAAGAACUUCUUGUACUUCUUAUUGUACUUUGCAAGACCACUUGGUUAGUUGUCAGUUAUACAUUAUCGCUAAUGCUGGUUUCUACAUAAGUGAUGGUUGUCUCUAGUCUUUCAUUACUUCUUCUCCCUUUGUUUUGUGAUGUUUUCGUUUUGAUAAGUCAUCAGUCAUUUGUGAUGUCACCAUGCUCUUAUAUGGUUGUUCAUCUUGUAUUUUUGGGAACACUAGUGAUGUUUCACAUCUAAGUUUAGAAGAAGCUGCCGCUACUUUCUUCAA